Quercus robur (English oak) is the source of this 591-nucleotide messenger RNA. RefSeq lists its product as uncharacterized. NCBI's taxonomy places the organism in Eukaryota, Viridiplantae, Streptophyta, Magnoliopsida, Fagales, Fagaceae. The transcript has a single exon. The record is from RefSeq and is a predicted model, not a curated record. The coding region runs from base 1 to 591 and encodes 196 amino acids. Gene Ontology annotation, molecular function: nucleic acid binding; RNA-DNA hybrid ribonuclease activity.
AUGGUCCAUUUGAUAGCAAAGGCAGACCCAAUCAAAUAUGUCCUCUCCAGGCCAGUGAUUUCGGGUCGUAUAGCUCGAUGGGCAGUCUUGCUUCAGCAAUAUGACCUUGCAUAUGUUCCACAAAAAGCUGUCAAAGGACAAGUAUUGGCAGAUUUCUUAGCUGAUCACCCAGUUCCGUCUGAUUGGGAGUUCUCUGAUGAUUUCCCGGAUGAAGAUGUGUUUUACAUUGAAGUAAUGCCACCAUGGGUGAUAUUUUUUGAUGGGGCUGCACGUCAAGAAGGAGCGGGGGCAGGUGUAGUGUUUGUUUCUCCACAACGGCAAAUACUUCUUUACUCGUUCUCAUUAAGCGAACUCUGCUCUAACAACGUGGCCGAAUAUCAAGCAUUGAUCAUUGGUCUACAGAUGGCUAUUGAGAUGGGCAUAUCGCAACUUGAGAUCUUGGGAGACUCCAAAUUAGUUAUCAACCAAAUCUUGGAGCAAUAUGACGUCAAGAAAGAAGACCUCAUCCCCUAUUGCAAAUAUGCGAAGAAGUUGCUAGCAAAUUUUGAAGCCAUCACAUUGGAGCAUAUACCAAGGAAGGAGAAUAGAUAG